CCCACCUUACGGUCAUCGGUUAAGAUUGUUUUAGUCUUCGACGGAAGUUGGUUUAGACAAUUAGUUUCAGAUUAGGAUCUAAAUUCCAAACACAAAACCAAAACCAAAAUGAGCUACUCGUGGGAUCAGCGUGUCGAAUUCAUCGUCCGUCACAUGUACGACAUUGACAACAAUGGCUUCCUGGACAACAACGAUUUCCAGUGCAUGGCCCUCCGCGCCUCCGUCAUUGAAGGCAAGGGCGACAUCAACCCGGCCCGUCUGAACGAAUACAAGUUCAUCAUGAAGUCGCUCUGGGAUGAGAUCUCCGCCCUGGCCGAUUUCGACAAGGAUGGCAAAAUCACCACCGAGGAAUUCAAACAGGCCGUCAAGCAGACCUGCGUUGGCAAGCCGUACGCCGAAUUCCCCAAGGCAAUGAAGGCCUUCAUUGAAGCCCAUUACAAGAUGAUGGACAUCAACAACGACGGUCUGGUCAGCAUAGAGGAGUACCGUUACAACUGCAUCACCAGAAUCGCUGUUGAUGAUAUCAAGGUGGUCGAUGACUCCUACAACAGCUUGGUCAGCGAGGAAGACAACAAGCGCGGUGGCAUCACCCUGGAGAGAUACCAGGAACUGUACUCGCACUUCCUUGGUAACGAGAACCCCAAGUGCCCGGCCGUCUACCUGUAUGGCCCAAUUCCGGAAUAAAUGUGUUGCACCAACAAACUCAUCAUCAGCUCAAAAGAUCAGCAUCAACAUCUUCGGCACAUCCACCCAUAGAGUAGAGGCAAGACCAUCAUUAGACAUUUAUGCUUAGAUAAGCUAAGACAUUGUACCACAGGAACACUGCUCCCGAGGGACAAAAGCACGAUACCAGCAGCCGCAUCGGCAUGAGACUUUUCUAAUGAAAAUUCACUGAAGCUUUCGUUAAACAUCAGAGCAGCGACCUGAAUGAUAACAGACUUCAUACACAAAUAACGGCAACGAAUAACAUCCAGGAAAAGCAACGGACAUGGUAGCUUAAUGGUACAAGCAAAUCUCACCACAUUAACAGCAACCGCACGAGCCAUUUAGAAAAAAAAUAUCCGCCCAGUUCUAAAUCAACUUCUAUCCAUCUACGUGUCACCUGUAGAUUCGAAAACUAAAACAUCUCACCACCGGACAGGGGUUUAGAGACGCGAUUUUUUUUCACUCGUUUGGCGUGCCAAUGGUUUGUUUAAGCAUAGAUGAAGCAGAUCAGUAGAAUCCCCAGUCAAACACGCGUUCCUUGCACUAUCCAUCGAACGUCGUCGUUUGCUGAAAGGUUAGGCAAGUGAAGACUUCAAGUUAUAUAUGACGCAAAUGCAUAUAGACAAAAGAGAGAAAAAAAAGGACAAAAACAUCCACUGAGAAGGAAGAAAACAGAUCAGAACCAGCUUUCCCCCGUUUGCAUGGAAAAGAAACAAAACGGAAUGGAUUUUUCAUAAUAAAACAAUUCAUCUACCAACCAAGAUCACGAGGAUAUGAAGCAUCUAAAUUCCUAUUAAAGAAACGAUACUCUGGUCUUUGAAUUUGAGAGCCGUCGAUUGAUCCGUUUGACUUGGUUAACGGGUUAUUAUCCGCAACAUCGGAAAAAAGGAGCAUAUAUAUCUCUAAAUAUACACGACAAAAAACAACCCAACUAAGCUACCAGACAGAACAAACAAGCAGCAGCAAACAGGCAGUCCCUCAAACGCAGCGACCCAGUCAAUGUGCAGUGUUACAUCAGAUUAAACCGCUCGCUUGCCUUUGCGUACCUUUACCAACAAAAAUGGAGGCAAAUGGAGCUUUUCCUUCCUUAUUAAACAUCAAUGCCAAACACAUUGUUGAAUGCAAUUCAUGGUACCCUGUCUUAGUGAAUGUCCAAAAGGUCAGACGUUAGGGCAAAGAGAAGAGCUUGCAAUAUCAUCCUUUCGCGAUCGUGACGUUAUCACUCGUCCGAGGCACAUUCUUCUCUCUGUCUGAUUUCGCGUUUUCGUCUUCGAUCUUUUGGCUCGAUCACUGGAAGCAGAUAAGCAUGGGUUGAUCCUAACACACUGUUGGCAUGCUGUUUAGGUUGGCAAAGCUUGCAAACAGCUUCCUGCCAGAAUAGGUACACUUGCAACAUAAUUGAUCAAGAAUCACGGCUUGCGUAUGCUUCAUGGUCGCGAAACAUGAUUUUCUGUGUUGAAACAUAACCAAAUUUUAAAUGCAACUCAGCUCCGUGCCCGUGAAGUGUCUUUCUCCAUCUGCACGGCAUAUGCAAGUAGCAAUCAAGCCUGUUAAGUCCGACAAGCAUCUGCAUGAGAUCUUUAGCCGUUAGCAAAACGGAAAUUCUUAUCGUCCUUCCAUUUUCCGUUUUGUCAGAUGCUACAAAACGGAAGGACCAAACCCAUUUGCUUUUUUUUUGUUAUUAACCAACGUCCCGACAGUCAUCUUUGGGAACUCUGUGGCAUACCGUCACCAGAGCGGAAAUGAGAGUUAUCAUGUGUUUUGCUGUGUUACUUUUUUUUUUUGUUUCAUUUUGGUAAAGGUUGCGAUCGGAUGUGCGAUAGAUGUGCGUCCAGGUGGUCCCAUCCUUUUGUGUACAUAGUACAACCUACUUUCCUACACCCGUAGCGUAAAGGCUAAACAUUGCUGUUUUUCACCUUGCAAGUUACCGGAAAAUGGGUUACACACUUUCACUGUGCGUCAUUUUCUUAUGGAGUCGGUAACAUGUACUGGAAAAAAACGACUUGUUGUCUUACACGUGGGAGUUUUGUUCUCUUUUCAAAAGCUAUAUUAACCGAAACUUAUUGUUUAACGAAUGAAUUGCAGCAAACGAUAUGCUUUUUAUAUUGUACUUUCUUUUUAUCGUUUUGUUUAACACUGUUUAAUUGACACGGAUCUGCUACUAACCUUUAGCUCGUAGACGGUUUUAGUAUUGACAAUGAUUUCAGUUCAGUUUCUAUGUUCAAGUAAACCCAGAAAAAAGAAAAUGAACGGAGAUGUGAAUGAUAAUAACCCCGAUGAAACCCAAAAAAAAAACAAACACAGACACACACAAGAUUACCCCAUCAAACAUAAAACUACAUUGAUCAAUUUCAUUUUACUUGUAGUGAAUAAUGAAA
Molecule: messenger RNA, 3083 nt
Organism: Anopheles nili
Lineage: Eukaryota; Metazoa; Arthropoda; Insecta; Diptera; Culicidae
Gene: Scp1
Product: sarcoplasmic calcium-binding protein 1
Exons: 6
Coding region: 109-684 (191 amino acids)
Molecular function (GO): calcium ion binding
Source: RefSeq, a predicted model, not a curated record